AUGACUGCGUUAGCGGGGUCAAUGCCCAGGAUGAUGCGACCCACGCUGGCUCAGAACUACCCCCGCAGUGGCUUCCCACUGGAAGUUUCUACCCCGCUGGGUCAAGGCCGAGUGAACCAGCUCGGAGGAGUUUUCAUAAACGGCAGACCUUUGCCCAACCACAUCCGUCAUAAGAUCGUGGAGAUGGCCCACCAUGGCAUCAGGCCUUGUGUCAUCUCCCGGCAGCUCCGGGUCUCCCACGGCUGCGUGUCCAAAAUCUUGUGCCGGUACCAGGAGACGGGCUCCAUCAGACCCGGGGCCAUCGGAGGCAGCAAACCCAAGCAGGGAACAACGCCGGACGUAGAGAAGAGAAUUGAAGACUACAAGCGGGAAAACCCGGGUAUGUUUAGCUGGGAGAUUCGGGAUAAAUUACUGAAGGAUGGGAUAUGUGACCGCAACAACGUGCCUUCAGUGAGCUCCAUCAGUCGCAUCAUGCGGAGUAAGUUCGGGGGAAAAGGCGAUGAGGAGGAGGACGAAGAUGAACUCGAGAAGAAAGAGCUGGAGGACAACGACCGGAGAGCCAAACACAGCAUUGAAGGAAUCUUAGGAGACAGAUCGAGUCACUCAGACGAGGGUUCGGACGUAGAGUCGGAGCCUGAUCUGCCACUGAAGAGGAAGCAGCGGCGCAGUCGGACCACCUUCACAGCAGAGCAGCUGGAGGAGCUGGAGAGGGCCUUUGAAAGAACACACUACCCCGACAUCUACACCAGGGAGGAGCUUGCCCAGAGGGCCAAACUCACAGAGGCUAGGGUGCAGGUGUGGUUCAGCAACAGGCGGGCGAGAUGGAGGAAGCAAGCAGGGGCCAAUCAGCUGAUGGCAUUUAAUCACCUGAUCCCAGGGGGUUUCCCACCCUCAGCCAUGUCUGGCAUUCCUCCCUACCAGCUCUCUGACAGUACCUACCCCCCCUCAUCUAUAGCGCAAGUGUCAGAGCCACCCAGCACAGUGCAUCGGCCCCAGCCCCUGCCUCCCUCCUCGGGCCACCAGGCCUCUGGCGCUGCAGGACAAGGUGAAGGAGGCUCUGCUUACUGCCUCGCCUCCGGACGCCACUCCUUUUCAGGCUACUCGGACAGCUUUGUGAGCCCCGGAGGACCGUCUAAUCCCAUGAACCCCACCAUAGGAAACGGGCUCUCUCCACAGGUGAGGCAUCAGGUGAUGAGUCUGCUGAACCCGGGCGGUGUGCCACAUCAGCCCCAAAGCGACUACGCCAUCUCACCUCUGACGGGCGGCCUCGAGCCCCCUGCUGGCAUGUCCGCCAGCUGCAGCCAGCGUAUGGAUCACAUCAAGGGCCUGGAAGGUCUGACCAGUGUUCCCUCCAUGUCGGCUCUGCCCUCCCUGCCCAGCUCUCAGUCCUACUGUCCCCCCUCCUACAGCUCACCAGGCUACACUGUUGACCAUGUGGCAUCCUACCAGUACGGCCAGUACGGACAAAGUGCCCUUCCUUAUCUGAGGCCUGAAAUCACCUGAUCAGAAGGUUCAGACUUCUCAGAGGUACAUUUGCGUGUACAGCGACAGAAAU
Xiphias gladius (swordfish) is the source of this 1555-nucleotide messenger RNA. RefSeq names its product paired box 3b (gene pax3b). The record is from RefSeq and is a predicted model, not a curated record. Gene Ontology annotation, biological process: regulation of transcription by RNA polymerase II; anatomical structure development. The transcript has 9 exons. NCBI's taxonomy places the organism in Eukaryota, Metazoa, Chordata, Actinopteri, Istiophoriformes, Xiphiidae. Gene Ontology annotation, molecular function: DNA-binding transcription factor activity, RNA polymerase II-specific; RNA polymerase II cis-regulatory region sequence-specific DNA binding. The coding region runs from base 1 to 1503 and encodes 500 amino acids.